Cephus cinctus (wheat stem sawfly) is the source of this 1691-nucleotide messenger RNA. RefSeq lists its product as uncharacterized. Lineage: Eukaryota; Metazoa; Arthropoda; Insecta; Hymenoptera; Cephidae. Bases 105 to 1385 code for a protein of 426 amino acids. The transcript is spliced from 2 exons. The record is from RefSeq and is a predicted model, not a curated record.
CAUAUCGUGUUAUCAGCGUCGUGACGUUGUUGAUCCCCACGUCGAGUCACCGUCAAAGGAAGCGUGCUUCACAUCACCACGAAAAGUCUGUCAGAUCGUGCGAGAUGAAAUCUCGUUGCUGGACGUUACUUUGCUUAAUAUUUUUGAGCGACCUGGUGCGUCUGUCGCGAACGGAUACUUUGGGGGAUUCUAACCAGGUACAGCAAGAUAUAUUGUACCAUGGCGAAUCUAGUGAACCUUCGGGUUAUCUACAGGAAGUGGGGCCCCAGGAUAAUUCCGAAGGAUUACUUCAGGCUCCUAUGAAUGUCAGCUUGGUGACGAGGAAGAAUAAACAACUGUGUCCUCAGGGAGCGGCGAAUGUCGGAAUUCCUAAGAGAAACGGAAGACGAAGUAUCAGGGAAGAGGAUAAUUCGUUUGUAAAUUCUGAGCUGAAUCAUAAAGUUCGAAAAUGCUCGUGCAGUAAAAUAAGAACAAGAAAACGAAUGGAAAUGUUAACUAGGACAAAAUUAGACUCUAAUGUGUCUAACAGUAAGGAAGCUUCUUUUGUGGUUAACGGUCGUACUCAAACAUCGUCUGAAUCGAUUAUUUCUAUCGCGCCUGUUACGACUACGACGCAACGACCAUUAGAAUCGACCAAGGCAAACUUUUACGAGACAUCGACUACGUCUGCGAGUAUGACGACGCUUUUGAAUAAAAUUAUGGAAGACGCUUCGACGGAUAUUGAUAUAAAGUAUACCAGUACAGUGUCGCCUAAUGUGGAUUUCAAUGACGUCGGACGCUCGGAGGAAAAUUUAUCGCUAAAUUCAAAUUUUACAAACUCCACGACUGACGUUGCGGAGCCUUUGUGGAUUAACGACAGCUUUGUUACGACUUCGACAGAAAAAUCUACGGACUUGCUGCCUACUAUUUCCGAGAGUGUUACGGAAAGGCGAUCAAUGUCAGGGACUACGCCAUUGGAAGGAAGACGCAACAAUAAUCAAAAUGAAAACUUGAUUAAGAAUUUACCACGAAGGAAGAAAUGCAAGAGGAAGCGCAAGAAGCCAAAGGCAAUGUUGCUAUUGAAAGGAAAGACGACAGCGGUUGAUAGUGGUCACAAUCAUACGAUUCAGUCAAAUCUUGUGCCAAUUUCACCAGAAGCAACUCCUGUGACGCAUAAAUCGAGCUCUGGGCUAAUUUCAAAUCAAGCCAUUCCUACGUGGCGUAAACAGAGUCCUGCGCCAACUUCAGUUCACACAACGCCCGUGACGCAGCAGCCUGGAAUAAAUGACCAGCAAACUCAAGAGACUUGGUCGAAUUUUAUGCUAACAACACGUAAACCAAAGCGCGUGUCGCAGAAUGGUUGGAACUAUAACAAUUAUCCAGAUUACUCUAAAUUUGAUUAUUGAUGUUUCAGAAAAUUAAAGUGUGGAGCAGUCAAGCCGCAUGACAAAAAAUUGAAGAAUUUCGGUCCUUCGUGGAAACUGAAAAAAGAUGAAAAAUAAAGUAUAAAGCCACGUGCGUUAAAUCGGUAUCUUACGCACGUAUGAAUAAUAACAAAGCGACUGGAUGCAAUAAACGAGAAAUAUUGAAAGUUAAUUCGUACGGUUUUCUAACAGUGUCCUGAGGCCUCCUUAGGCUUCGCCCACUGGUAAUAAUUUACGUCUGCAAUUCGAUUCGACGUGCUGAUUAAACUGCCGUAUUGCUAUUGAUAA